AUGGCUCUCGCUCGCUGGCCGGGGCAGGAGCACGUCCGAGGAGGGCAGCGGCAUCUUCUCGGCAGGCGAGCAGUCCGAGCGGCUUCCUUCAGCCCCUCUGUCUGCCUGCAAUCUGGUUUCAGUUACGGGCAGCCCAAGGAAGGGUCGGGGAUACUCUCGCCGCCCGGCCCCACGGGGUGUCGGCAGGGCAGGGAACGGGAACGAGGCCGCUCCGUGGAGCUCUGGUUACCCAUCAGCCCGAGUAGCGCCCCGAGGGGCUCCUUCGGCAAACCCCACGCCUGUACCCCGUCUGUGAACAGUCGCCGUGGGAAGUUUUCUCAACUCUUAUCAUGGAAGGAUGCUCCCCGGGGUGCUCUGCCCGGCUGUCAGGUGCACGCCUUUCACAGCCCGAAGAAAGUGCCUUACGGGAUGGCUGGUGCUCUUCGAGUGCAGCAUGAGGCGGCAGCAACGUGGGUGCAAAGGGCUUUGCCCAACACCUACCAAUGGCUCUUGCCCUUGGGCUUGGAGCCUCGAAGCCAAAGCAAGCCAUCCGCACGCUGUCCUCUGGCAGCCCUUGGAGUCUACCUGCUGCUGCUGACGGCUGCCCAGGGGCUGCUGAUGUAUAAAGUGAUCAAAAUGCAGAGAGAGAUAUUGAAACUUCAAGAGCAAAACACCACCUAUAGAGAGGAGAUUCUGCAGCGUUCCUUUGCCAGCAAACUGAGCAUGGGUCAUGAAGAAAACUGGCGGAAAAGCUUAGAAGAGGAAAUCACCAUUAUUAAAAGCAGUAAUGCAAAUCUGAUGAUGAUGAUGAACAACAUCACCUUGGUUGCAGGGCCUCCUGGACACAAAGGAGAACCUGGCCCACGAGGUAUCCAAGGACAGAAAGGUGAAAUGGGCAAGAAGGGAGACCCUGGGCCCCGCGGACUCAUGGGUCCUCAGGGACAACAAGGAGUCCCUGGACUGCCAGGUUUCAAUGGUAGCGUGGGGGAGCCUGGACGUCCUGGACAGAAAGGAGAAGCAGGUGAAACUGGACAACGUGGACCUGCAGGAAUUCCUGGCCCUGAAGGCAGAGAUGGUCAGAAAGGGGAAAAGGGGGACCAGGGGCCUAUUGGUAGUCCAGGAGUGCCAGGCACUGCAGGACUCAGAGGUGAAAAGGGAGACAGAGGAGUAACAGGUCCUCCAGGGCAAAAGGGAACAAAGGGAGACUCAGGUCUACCAGGAAUCCCAGGCCCAACUGGUGAAAAAGGAAGCAAGGGUGAUUAUGGCAUUCAGGGACCAAAAGGAGAACCUGGAGCAAAAGGAGCCAAGGGAGACCAUGGGUCCUCUGGUUCCCCAGGAGCAAAAGGGAGCAAAGGUGAAAAGGGAGAAGCAUCACACAGCUUCAGUGGUUUCAUACGAAUCGCGGGAGGGGGCAGGAGGGGCCGCGUGGAAAUCUUUCACCAAGGGUCCUGGGGAACAAUAUGUGAUGAUGGUUGGAGCAUCCAAGAUGCCAACGUGGUCUGCCGAAUGCUGGGAUACAGCUAUGCCACCUCUGCCUUCACAGCUGCAGGAGGCACUGGAAAAAUUUGGCUUGAUGAUGUGAACUGCAGUGGGAAUGAAUAUUCCAUUAUUGAGUGUCCAAAGCCUGACUGGGGUGUGAACAACUGCUCCCACAAUGAAGAUGCUGGGGUGGAGUUUCCCAGCGAGGGCAAGGGCCGGACUUAUCCUGUCGGAGCUGCCACCGGCACGACGGGACGAACCCCGGGGGAGCUCAAGGGCCGCCACCCGCUCACCAGCCGCCGGCUCGGCUCGACUCGGUCUGACUCGACCCGGCUCAGGGGCUGCCCCGGCCCCGCCGCACCGGGAAAGCUGCACUUCCAACAGCGCUUCCCUCCUUCCGGAUGUUCUCUGACACGGGGAACCGUGGAUCCCGCGCAUCCCGGGAGCGGGAGGUGCGGCGGCAGCCGCAAGGUCCCGUUAGUGCCGCCGAAGCGUCUCUUUGGUGCCUCGGGGGUGCCACGGGGAAAGGACGCGGGCGUAGUUCAUUCUGAUGCGUGGAUUUAG
Messenger RNA from Indicator indicator, 2022 nucleotides. It is a transcript of the gene MARCO, whose product is annotated as macrophage receptor with collagenous structure. The transcript has 18 exons. NCBI's taxonomy places the organism in Eukaryota, Metazoa, Chordata, Aves, Piciformes, Indicatoridae. The record is from RefSeq and is a predicted model, not a curated record. Gene Ontology annotation, cellular component: membrane. The coding region runs from base 1 to 2022 and encodes 673 amino acids.